Molecule: messenger RNA, 3093 nt
Organism: Pediculus humanus corporis (human body louse)
Lineage: Eukaryota; Metazoa; Arthropoda; Insecta; Psocodea; Pediculidae
Product: unc-13, putative
Exons: 16
Coding region: 1-3093 (1030 amino acids)
Biological process (GO): dense core granule priming; presynaptic dense core vesicle exocytosis; synaptic vesicle priming
Cellular component (GO): presynaptic active zone cytoplasmic component; plasma membrane; presynaptic membrane
Molecular function (GO): diacylglycerol binding; calmodulin binding; phospholipid binding
Source: RefSeq, a predicted model, not a curated record
AUGGCGGCGACAAAAAGAAAUGCUGGACUUACAUCGGCUGUGCCAAGAGCGACACUCAACGAUGAAGAAUUGAAAAUGCACGUGUAUAAGAAAACCCUUCAAGCUCUUAUCUAUCCGAUAUCAAGCACGACUCCUCACAAUUUUCUACUUUGGACUGCGACGUCACCAACGUAUUGUUACGAAUGCGAAGGUUUGCUAUGGGGAAUAGCGAGACAAGGAGUCAGAUGUACGGAAUGCGGGGUCAAAUGUCACGAAAAAUGUAAAGAUUUAUUAAACGCGGAUUGUUUACAACGUGCGGCGGAAAAAAGUUCAAAACACGGAGCAGAAGACAAAGCAAACAGCAUAAUAACGGCAAUGAAAGAAAGAAUGAAACAGCGGGAAAGAGAAAAACCUGAAAUAUUCGAACUCAUCAGGUCCGUUUUUGGAGUUGACGAAAAAAGUCACAUCGGGUAUAUGGCGGCUGUGAAACAAAGCGUUCUCGAUGGUACAUCAAAAUGGUCGGCUAAAAUAGCAAUCACAGUUAUAUGUGCCCAGGGUCUUAUUGCCAAAGAUAAAAGCGGAACAUCCGAUCCAUACGUGACGGUACAAGUUGGAAAAGUUAAAAAAAGAACGAGAACGAUGCCGCAAGAAUUAAAUCCGGUUUGGAACGAGAAAUUUUACUUCGAGUGUCACAAUUCGUCGGAUAGGAUAAAAGUAAGAGUUUGGGACGAAGAUAACGAUUUGAAAUCGAAAUUACGACAGAAAUUAACGAGAGAAUCCGAUGAUUUUUUGGGUCAAACGAUAAUCGAAGUGAGAACAUUAUCCGGUGAAAUGGACGUUUGGUACAAUCUGGAAAAAAGAACGGAUAAAUCAGCCGUUUCCGGUGCUAUAAGAUUACAUAUCAGCGUAGAAAUAAAAGGUGAAGAAAAGGUCGCGCCAUAUCACGUUCAAUACACUUGCCUUCACGAAAACCUUUUUCAUUCUCUCUGUGAAAACAACGGAGGAAUGGUUAAUUUACCGAGAGCCAAGGGAGACGAUGCUUGGAAAGUUUAUUUCGACGAAGCUGGAGAAGAAUUAGUCGAUGAAUUUGCCAUGAGAUACGGCAUCGAAUCCAUAUAUCAAGCUAUGACGCAUUUUCAUUGCCUUUCGACAAAAUAUUUAUGCCCUGGAGUACCUGCCGUUAUGAGCACUCUCUUGGCUAAUAUAAAUGCCUUUUACGCGCACACUACAGCAUCAUCAGCUGUAUCUGCUAGUGAUAGAUUUUCAGCCUCUAAUUUUGGAAAAGAAAAAUUUGUUAAACUCUUAGAUCAAUUGCACAAUUCAUUGAGAAUAGAUUUAUCAAUGUAUAGGAAUAAUUUUCCAGCGUCGAGCCAGGAAAAAUUGAUGGAUUUAAAAUCAACGGUAGAUUUAUUAACUAGUAUAACUUUCUUUAGAAUGAAAGUACAAGAACUUUCGAGUCCUCCGAGAGCGUCGACGGUCGUAAAAGACUGCGUUAAAGCGUGUUUGAGAUCGACAUAUCAAUUUUUAUUCGAAAAUUGUUACGAACUUUAUUCGCGUGAAUUUCAAGUGGAUCCGAGCGAACCCAAAAGGGAUCCAAACGAUAACGGACCGCAAUUGGACAGCGUUGAUUUUUGGCACAAGUUAAUUGCACUGAUAGUAUCCGUCAUCGAAGAAGAUAAAAACAGUUACGGUCCUGUAUUGAAUCAAUUUCCACAAGAGUUGAACAUAGGUCAGUUGAGUGCUGCGACGAUGUGGAGUCAAUUUGCCAUUGAUAUGAAAUACGCUCUCGAAGAACACGAAACUCACAGGCUGUGCAAGUCUUCUGCUUACAUGAACCUACAUUUCAAAGUCAAAUGGUUACAUACAAAUUAUGUAAAAGAUGUGCCUCCAUAUAAAGGAACCGUGCCGGAAUAUCCAGCAUGGUUUGAGCCCUUCGUCAUGCAGUGGUUAAAUGAAAACGAUGACGUUUCGUUAGAAUAUUUACACGGGGCCUUUAACAGAGAUAAAAAAGACGGGUUUCAAAAAAGUAGUGAACACGCAUUAUUUUCCAAUUCCGUCGUGGAUGUGUUUACUCAGCUCACUCAGUGCUUUGAUGUCGUUUCUAAAUUAGAAUGUCCAGAUCCCGAAAUAUGGAAAAGAUACAUGAAAAGAUUUGCUAAAACAAUCGUUAAAGUAUUAGUUGCCUAUGCCGACAUAUGUAAAAAAGAAUUUCCAAAUUUUUUAAAAGACGAACGUAUUGCCUGUAUUUUAAUGAACAACAUUCAACAGUUGAGAGUUCAAUUGGAAAAAAUGUUUGAAUCAAUGGGCGGUGAUAAAUUGGAAGAAGAUGCUGCCAACAUAUUAAAAGAGCUACAGCAAAAUUUAAACAGCGUACUCGAUGAUCUCGCAAUAGUGUUUGCAUCGAGUUUGGAAAAUCAAAUAACUGUCAGCGUUCGAGAAUUAGGAGAUUUAUUAUUGUCCAUAAAGGGCGGAGGACAAGUCACGUUAAAUCAACCCGCUCAAAGGAAUGCUGUUGCACAGGAAGCGGAUGAAGUUCUUCGUCCUCUCAUGGAUUUACUCGACGGUUCGCUCACACUUUACGCUCAGUCGUGUGAAAAGACUGUGUUAAAACGCUUGCUCAAAGAGCUCUGGAAAAUCGUCAUGAGAAUUCUGGAGAAGACUGUUGUUUUACCCCCAAUGACUGAUAAAACGAUGAUUCUUAAGAAUUUAACAGACAAUGCUAAAAACUUGGCAGCCAAUGCAAAAAUAGAAGACAUGUCGAAAUUGUUUAGGAAUCACAUGGCAGGAAAACAAGACGUUAAAAAUGCAUUAAGCGGCGUUAUGGAUAUAUCGAAAGAAGUAGAAAGGAAUUUGACACCGAAACAGUGUGCCGUUUUAGACGUGGCACUAGACACGAUAAAACAAUAUUUCCACGCCGGCGGAAACGGUUUGAAAAAGACAUUUUUGGAAAAAUCACCGGAAUUGCAAAGUUUGAGAUAUGCCUUGUCUUUAUACACUCAAACGACUGACGCCCUGAUAAAAACGUUCGUCACGACGCAAUUGAACGAAGAAAAAAAAAAAAAUUAUCGACAAAAUGUUUUGUUUUCGAGAUAUCGAUCGAUAUUUCCCGUAUGA